AGUGGCUCUCGUGGAGAGCGCAAGAAGGGAGCCCGGGCCAGAGGCGCAGAAAAAAACCAUUGCGCCGCGCGCCAACCUCGAGAGCAGUCCCGCCGCCAAGCCUGCCACGAGCGCCGGCCCAUCUCACCUCCAUGAAGAGGCGCGCUGCCGCGUCGCCUCGCCCGCCCGCCAAGCGCAGCGCGACCUCGCCCGCCAGCACGGUCCGGACGCACAGCCUUCUCCCGAUCAUCAGCCUCACGGUGCCGCCGGAGGUGCUCAUACUCGGCACGCAUCCGAGCCGCAAGUCCCUCGCCGAGAGCCUGAGCGAGAAGGAGGUCCGGAUGCGUGGCGGAGCGGGUCCGCAGAACUACGGUCACAGCCAAAACAUCUUCUGGAACGUCGCCGGCUCGGCGUGCGGCUUCAGCCGGCACGCAGUGAGCUACGAGAAGCAGUGCGAGGCCUUCACGGCGCGCGGCUGCGUGCUUUGGGACGUGGUGCGAAGCUGUUUGGGUAAGGGGAGCCUCGACAGCGACAUCGACAAGUCUACGAUGGAGGCCAACGACAUCCCCGGCCUCCUCUCCCAGCACCCGACGAUCCGCCGAAUCUGCAUCGCCAAGACUGCAGCCGCCUUCCUGUGCCACUCCAAUGGCCACGCUGCGUGGCUCAAGACAGGCGAGGCAGCCGGGCGGAGAUGGGACUUUGUCCUCCGCACCGCCAGCCCCGCCACUGCCGAGACCGCCUCCGUGCUGGGAAAGUACUGCCGGCGGGCCACCGGCUCGGAGAUCGAGGCGGCCGUGCAGAAAGAGAGGGCAGCCGGAGACGGCGCGUUGCAGCGGACCGUCGAGCUCGUGGUGCUGCCUUCGACGAGCCCUGCAAACGCGGCGAUGUCGCCCGACGCAAAGGAAAAGGUGUGGCACAGAGCUGCGUAUGGCUAUGAGCGGGCGCCCGCCGCGUACCGCUGCGUCGGCUGCGGCGCCGUCGGCGAGCACUGGUUCGUCGACUGCGACCGGAACGAGGAGUGGCGGCGCCAGCAGAUGGAGAAGAAGACGCGCGGCGACCUGUUUGUCGAGGAGGUCGACGGCGACCGAUGGCUGUACUCGAAACCAAAGGCGUGAAAACGUAGUUGGUGGGGCGAGGCGAGAAAAAUUAACUUUAAGAGCUGCUCUCCAGCGGUGGAUCUCGUCGCAUUAGUAAGGUAAGGUAAAAGGUAAACGUCUC
Messenger RNA from Emiliania huxleyi CCMP1516, 1197 nucleotides. RefSeq lists its product as hypothetical. Lineage: Eukaryota; Haptophyta; Isochrysidales; Noelaerhabdaceae. The record is from RefSeq and is a predicted model, not a curated record. The transcript has a single exon. The coding region runs from base 132 to 1094 and encodes 320 amino acids.